AUGGCGCGGAGGACCCGGAGAGAGCUGGCAGCCCACUGGGCCUGGGCCCGGAACUGCAAGGCUGCUCUGGGUCUGUGGCGCCGGCGGCUGGAGCAGCAGCGGGCAGAGGAGCAAUGGGCCCAGGUGCAGGGCUGGAGACGGAAACAUAAUGCACUGCACCACUGGCACUCCUGCUGGCAGAGGCAGCAGGUCUUGCAUGAAAAGUACCAGGCGUGGACCCGAGUUCGCCUCCAGGGCCUAGGAAAGGCCAUGCUCCAGGGCUGGCAGCAGGCCACAGCUCAUCAGAGACAAAGGGUGACGAGGCCAGAGCGGCUCCUACUGCAGAGCCAUUUCCAGGCCUGGCAGGGGUUUGUGAGGGAGACUAGGGUACUCCAAACCCAGUGCCGAGUCUUCUGGGACAACCGAACAAGAAGGGUGCUGGGGGCUGCAUUUGCUGUGUGGUGGGAAGCCCUGGUGGCUGUAGUCCAGACUCGGAAGCAAUUUGUGGCCGGGGCUGCCAUCUCCUGCUGGAGCAAGGUCAGGCUGCAUGGUCGAGCGCACAAGAGGCUGAGACAGACCUGCACCCAGCAGGCGUAUGUAGCAUGGCGGAGGGCCCCUGGCCAGCACCAGGAGCCUCGACGGCAGGCAGAAGAGAAGACCCAGGCCUGGGCCAGGGUGGCCCUAUGCUGGAUGCUGUGGGUAUAUGAGUCCCACCUGCUCCAGGUCAGCCAAGUCCAUGCUGCCCAAAAGCUGAGCACCCGGGUCCUAGAGGCUUGGGCUGAGGCAGUGGCCCAGGCUCGUGCCCAUCGAGUUGGUUUUGCCCAGCUCCAGCAGGCUGGGCCCACGCCCCGUCUUCAAACACACUGGGCCCAGGGGCAGGCACCACUCAGAGUGCAGCUGGAAACAUGGGCUGAGGCCAAGGAGGCCAGCACCGUUCGUCCCAGAUCUGAGGGUGACCUCAAGCUCUGUCCGAUGCUGUCCAGCAGAGAGUAUCUCCUGUUUCCAGUGAGCACCCCUGCCCAGUGGAUGCAGAUGACCCAGUACAGGAUCUCAGGUGGCUCCCACCCUGCCAGCCUCCCCUCCAUCGUGCUGUGCAGCUCUGGCUGCAGUGGCCUGUCUCCUGUCACUGGGCCCAGUGCUUGCCCCUUCAGACAACACCCAGCAGAUCCCCUCUGGGAGCCGGCAGACACUGCAGCAGAUCCCUCCAAGGCUCUGGAGAGGAGCGCCAGAGGCUGGGGUGAGAGUGGCUGUGGGCAUGCCUGGGGGGGCGGCUAUCUGAGUGAGGCAGCUGUGCACGAGCAGGGGAGGACCAGGAACUCACAGCACUGGCACCUCGAGGCACUGCUUGGCCAGCUUCGGGACUCCCAGCAGGCCAAGUGCCUAGCAGCUGCGUGGCAGCAGUGGGUAGAUGCUCUCAGGGAAGAGCAGCUAGCAGCAACCCUGCUCAGGCAGUGGCACCUGAGAUGGGCCUGGAGGCUGUGGAGGCGGCGGGUCCUGCAGCUGUGGGUGGCUCAGCGCUUUCUGCGACAAGAAGACAGCUGGAUCCUUUCCCAGGACAGUGGGGCCCCACGGGAACACCAGGUUCCUUGUGGGAUGAACUCCAGUCCAGCCAGAGUCUGGAAGCCUCACACCAUGCUAGCUGCCAUCAUCGUGGGGGUGGAGGACAGGCUCACCGCCAGAGGAGGACAGUGA
Elephantulus edwardii (Cape elephant shrew) is the source of this 1671-nucleotide messenger RNA. RefSeq lists its product as uncharacterized. The transcript is spliced from 8 exons. Lineage: Eukaryota; Metazoa; Chordata; Mammalia; Macroscelidea; Macroscelididae. The record is from RefSeq and is a predicted model, not a curated record. Bases 1 to 1671 code for a protein of 556 amino acids.